Messenger RNA from Drosophila ficusphila, 1931 nucleotides. RefSeq names its product serine/threonine-protein kinase pelle (gene pll). Gene Ontology annotation, molecular function: protein kinase activity; ATP binding; protein binding. The record is from RefSeq and is a predicted model, not a curated record. The transcript is spliced from 3 exons. NCBI's taxonomy places the organism in Eukaryota, Metazoa, Arthropoda, Insecta, Diptera, Drosophilidae. The coding region runs from base 206 to 1720 and encodes 504 amino acids. Gene Ontology annotation, biological process: protein phosphorylation; signal transduction.
UGUUGCAUCGCUGUUAAAUGUGAUGUUAACAAGUUGACGUCGGUCUAUUUUGAUCGAAUCGAGUUGGGAUUUUUCCCAGAUCUUUAAUUUGCUGCAACAGGUUCCCAACGCAAUUCCCCCAUUCCAUUUCGUUACGUUAGGUUGCAUACGGUUGAAAAUACUGUAUGAUUUAGUCACAACCAGUUGGACUGCCCACCAGUGAAAGAUGAGUGGCACCGAAACGGCGGAAGCCCAGGCAGAGGCUCGAAAUGCUGCGAAUGAAAACAGGACCAGGUCGCGGUCCCACCUUGAUGACACCAUUGCCAUCCGCCUGUUGCCGCUGCCCGUGCGCCAGCAAUUAUGUGCUCAUCUGGACGCCCUGGAUGUGUGGCAUCUGAUGGCAGAGACCGUAAAACUAUAUUCGGACCAAGUGGAGCAGAUCAUGAGCCAAAAACAGUGCGGACGCUCAGCCUCUAACGAAUUUCUUAACAUCUGGGGCGGCCAGUACAAUCACACGGUUCAAACUUUAUUUGCUUUGUUUAAGAAAUUGCAGCUCCAUAACGCCAUGCGACUGAUUAAAGACUUUGUAAGCGAGGAUCUGCACAAGUACAUCCCUGCGAGCGUGCCAACUAUAAGUGAACUGCGGGCUCCGGUCAAUUCUAGUGCCAAAGUGAACAAUGGGCCACCGUUUCCUUCUUCUUCGGGUGUGAGCAAUUCGAACAACAAUCGUACUAGCACGACGUCAGAGGAGAUUCCUAGUUUAGAGUCCCUCGGCAAUAUUCACAUCAGCACGGUUCAGAAAGCAGCCAAGUCCCUGCUACAGAUCGAUUAUUCAGAGCUGGUGAGUGCAACGGAUAACUGGAGUUCCGAAAAUCGACUUGGUCAGGGUGGGUUUGGAGACGUUUACCGCGGCGAUCUGAAGCAUUGGGAGGUUGCCAUCAAGGUUAUGAACUACCGCAGUCCCAACUUCGACCAAAAUCAAGUGGAGUUGCAGCAGAGCUACAACGAACUGAAGUACCUCAACGAAGUUAGGCACGACAACAUUCUGGCUCUCUAUGGCUACAGCAUUAAUGGGGAGAAGCCCUGCCUGGUCUACCAGCUGAUGAAAGGUGGCUCCCUGGAAAGUCGUCUAAGAGCGCACAAAUCCCAGAAAACACUCCCACCUCUGACCUGGCGGCAGAGGUUCAGCAUAAGCCUCGGGACAGCCAGAGGCCUUUACUUCCUGCACACGACCAGGGGCACUCCGCUUAUCCACGGAGACAUCAAGCCAGCGAACAUUCUGCUGGAUGAAUGCCUGCAGCCCAAGAUUGGUGAUUUUGGACUGGCCCGCGAGGGUCCCAAGUCCAUUGGCGCAGUGAUGAAAAUAAAAAAAGUUUUUGGGACCAGGAUCUAUUUGCCACCAGAGUUCCGCAACUAUAAGCAAUUAAGCACUGGAGUGGACGUCUACAGCUAUGGCAUUGUGCUGCUGGAGGUGUUUACAGGACGCCAGGUUACUGACCGACUGCCGAAUAACGAUAUUCAGCAGGAUUUGCUGCAUUAUGUCAAGCAACACUGGCGACAAAAUCCAGUGGAGGUGCUGGACAAACAAGUGCCCACACCCAUGGGCAUCGAGCUGGACAUGUGCCUUUGUGCCAUCGAGACGGGAUUAAAAUGCACCGCUGUGGAUCCGCAAGAUCGACCGUCGAUGGACGCGGUGGCCAACCGCUUUGAUCAAUUCCGCAAAUUUUUUAAAGAUCAUUAAGUGCCUUUUUAUACAAAACGACGAACUUGUAAAGCUCGAAGCGCAAUUUUUAUAUAUACAUACCUACAAUGUUUUGCAAAAAGCUAAAUUGUGUGAUCAAUAUUUAAUACACUCCAAAAUCAAGAAACAACUUUCAAAGACUUGAAGUUAUAUUUAAAAUAUACGUUUUGUAAUACAUCAUUGUAUAUUAAGAUGUUUUGAUAAAUAAAGU